Molecule: messenger RNA, 993 nt
Organism: Schistocerca gregaria
Lineage: Eukaryota; Metazoa; Arthropoda; Insecta; Orthoptera; Acrididae
Exons: 1
Coding region: 1-993 (330 amino acids)
Biological process (GO): aromatic amino acid biosynthetic process
Molecular function (GO): 3-deoxy-7-phosphoheptulonate synthase activity
Source: RefSeq, a predicted model, not a curated record
AUGGCGGGACAGUUUGCCAAGCCGCGGAGCAAGCCGUCGGAGGUAGUGGACGGUCAGACAGUGGCGUCGUACAGAGGUGACAUUGUUAGCAGUCACGAAUUGCCAAGGAAUCCCGAACCGAUCCGUUUGGUGCUAGCUUAUUUUCACUCGGCGGCUACGUUGAACUACCUGCGCACACUGGCUCUGGAGAAUACUGGGGAGUUGUAUGAGCGCUUCUGCGCUCCGAGCGAGGGCAAGUUGGCGUGCGGGGAGUCCUCUGGCGGCGAGGUUGGCGAUGGAGACCUUAAGGAAAUUCUGAGAAUUAAUAGGGAAAUUCGCGAGCAGAGGUUUGAUUUUUACAUGUCGCACGAGGGUUUGUUGCUCGGUUACGAGGAGUCUUUGACAAGGCGCCUGGGUACCGGUUAUUACAACCUUGGGGCUCAUUUUUUGUGGAUUGGCGAUCGCACUCGAAAUAUAGGCCACGCGCACGUGGAAUAUUUUAGAGGGCUUGAGAAUCCAAUUGGCUUGAAGGUGGGUCCGACUUUGGAUCCAGUCGAGUUGGCAGAGUUGGUGCGGGUGUUGAAUCCGAAGAGAGAAAAAGGAAGGUUGACACUGAUUACACGAUAUGGCGUUUCUAAAGUGGAAGAGUGCCUUCCGUUGCACAUAUCCGCCGUGAAGCAGACUCGGAUACCUGUCUUGUGGUGCUGUGAUCCUUGCCACGGAAAUACUGAGAUGACGCUGAGUGGCAUAAAAACCAGGUCUUUUGACAAAAUUGUCGGCGAGUUGGUCACGUGUUUUAGAGUACACCGCGAAAGUGGCAGUCGCCUUGGGGGGGUUCACUUAGAAAUCACCGGAGAAGACGUCACGGAGUGCACAGGAGGUUGCGGCGACGCGAGGGUGACCAACUUGAGCGUUAGAUACGAAACAUUUUGCGAUCCAAGACUGAACUAUGCCCAAGCGAUUAGCAUUGCAUUGAAGGUUUCCGAAGAGCUGAACCGCCAUACGGAAAUGUGA